AUUGUCCAAUUAGGACUGGUCUGAACAGUAUUUAUAUGAGUUCAGUUUUGAUAACCUGAUCGAAUAAAAACUAAAUCCUGAUCGAUAUCAAAGUCCUCAGACCUUCGGGAAUGCAAUCAGAAAACCUGGAUCUGACUAAAUACAAGAUUCCAGUUGAACGGCGAGUAAGCUCCUUUCUAGGGUCGAUACGGGAUACACUGGCGUACCAACAUCUUGCUGUCGCUUGCCGUUAUAGCUGCGUAGUUCAAAUUUGGAUGAUUGUGGGUGUACAAACUAGCCCUGCCUAACAGCUCCCGCGUCAGCUUGGUUGCCCAUCUUGCAUAAUGUCGAAACUUUUUACUUAUCCAAGGGAAGACUGGUCAGAACAGUAUUUAGAUGAGUUCAGACCUGAUGAACUGGACGAAUACAAGUUCGAAAAAACUCUGUUUCAACUGGCAGGCGUCUUUCAGCACAAUCAGGCUGAAUUCGACCUAGGCGAUCUCGAAGUCCUCAGACGGUUUGAAAUGGAAUUAGAAGACUUGGAUCUGGAAAGGUUCAAGACUUCAGCUGAGCUACGAGAAAGCUCCUUCCUACAGCGGAUACGAGGUUUCAGUUAUGACACGGACGAAACACUUUCAAUGCGUGUCGUAGUGUGUGUGAUACAGUCAUUAUCGAUAAAUGAUCUCUGCUACCGAUUUGGACCUACAGCUUUCUCAAACCAUGUCAAAAAUCUGAUAUCUUAUAGAAAAGAUGAAGCAGCAAGUAUCUUGUCCGCUGCGCGAAAAUGCAAGGACUGCUGGGUGCCUUGGUCAUGGAUCAAGGAUAUGUCACUUUUGUGCGAAAAUGAGUUCAGUUCCGUAUACACCGCCUACAUCAAGCCACCGUUUGUAGGCUCACAAACGAAUGGACGGAAGGUGUAUAUACGCAAGGUGACAGAUAUAAACAUAGUAACGAAGAUGUACCAAGAGAUAGAAGAAAACGGUUGCGGUAGAGAUCACCAGGCUAUUACAUUUGACUCGGCGAGUGGCCAUGUACAUUUCGUUGCAUUUUCUGGUGAGCACCAGUAUAUCAGCAGCGAAAAUGAGACUGCGUCGCUUGAACAAGUGCUGGCAGCACCAUUCAAUGGCUGGACCGAUGUUCUGGUUUCCUUGAAGCUUAUUUUGAUAGGUACUUAUAAUCCACGCAAUCCUAAACGAGGGUACCACGGGCAACUCCACCCAAAAAACAUUUUCCGUAAUCUUCCAGUGCAGUUUAUAUGGCAACGCGCCGUUAGAGACUGUCUCACAGAGAGUGUGUAUGGUCGACUGCCCUACCUUGCUCCAGAAGCUGUUGAAAGAAAUGCGGUGCCAAAUUUGACAUGGGAUAUCUAUGCCUUUGGCGUGAUCAUGUGGCAAAUGGUUUCUCGAGUCGUAUUCCCGCCAAACCAAUACCUAGACAAGGAAGUGUACCAAAUUAAUCGAGUUCCUGGGGUGCCUGAGUGGUAUGAACAGCUCUACAUAGCGUGUAUGGACAAGGAUCCCAGCAAGCGACCUACAUUGGAUAAAAUUCAAGCCGAUAUCGAAUUACGAUCUCCCAAAUCAAAAUCUGUACGAGUUUUCCGCGACAUCCGUCUCGAACCUGUGGACACAAGUUUGCUAGGAUAUCAGAAUAUGAGGGCGGAGUUGAUCAAGGCGCAUCUGGAAGGAAUGUCAGCGCCGGAUGAUCUAUUAUGGCAGUCGACCAGUCAAGCUUAUAAACGACACGAGGUUGUGGAUGAAGUUGGAUUUAAUUUGAAAUCCUUUUGAUGUGGAACAGAAAAUAU
Messenger RNA from Umbelopsis ramanniana AG, 1780 nucleotides. RefSeq lists its product as uncharacterized. Gene Ontology annotation, molecular function: ATP binding; protein kinase activity. The transcript is spliced from 2 exons. Lineage: Eukaryota; Fungi; Mucoromycota; Umbelopsidomycetes; Umbelopsidales; Umbelopsidaceae. The record is from RefSeq and is a predicted model, not a curated record. Gene Ontology annotation, biological process: protein phosphorylation. Bases 324 to 1763 code for a protein of 479 amino acids.